This is a messenger RNA of Halichondria panicea, 2182 nucleotides long. RefSeq names its product protein F37C4.5-like. Lineage: Eukaryota; Metazoa; Porifera; Demospongiae; Suberitida; Halichondriidae. The record is from RefSeq and is a predicted model, not a curated record. The coding region runs from base 99 to 1997 and encodes 632 amino acids. The transcript is spliced from 12 exons.
UACAUAAGAAUCGGCUGGAAUUACCAAAAUUCCAGACUAAAAAACAUCUUGACAAUAUAGAUUAGUAUACUUUCUCUACUAUUUAUAACAAGAUCAAGAUGACUGGCAAACAUCAACAACAGCAGACUUGUACCUUGGCUUUCCCUGGUAAAUCAGGUGUUCAAGUGAUCGAGACUAAAGUGAGAGAUUCGCCCAUCGACUCUGUGGUGGUCUACCAAGACCGUGCCGAGGUCAAGAGAAGGUUGUCAGUUUAUCUUGCUACUGGAGAGAAUGAGCUCAUAAUUUCUGACCUGACGCACUGUGUCGACCAGAACUCUGUCAGGGUUGAAGGUCAGGGCAAGGCUGUGAUCACUGAUGUGAUAUACUCGUCAAAGGAGAGCUCCAAUGAUGAACUAACAACCACUGGAAGUAAAGAGGAGCUUGAACGCAUUAAGGAAGAGAUUUCUGAGACUGUGAAGGAAUUGCGACACUUGCAAAUCAGAAGAGAAGUGCUCAAUAAAGAAAAGGAACUCAUCAACAAAUUUUCCAAACAUGUGUCAACUAUGCACACUGUUGAGGGCUCUGACCACAGUCUGUCUCAGCUCGUGGAUGGGGAGAGUGUCUCUGUUGUCAUUGAGUUGUUCCAAAGAGUGGAGAGCAAGUUGAGUGACCUUGACUCUCGACUGAGCGUGAUAGCUGGAGAGGAGAAGUGCCUCCAAGACAAGUUGGCUGUUCUGCAAGCCAACGCUGACAAACUCAACCCUAAGAACAAGAAAGCCACCACCGAGACCCUGCGAACUCUCCACGUUAGCUUAGAAGCUGCCGAGGAGGGAGAGGCCAUUUUAUUUGUCUCUUACAUAGUGACCAACGCCUCCUGGUCGUCGUCUUAUGAUGUCAGAGUUUUCACCAAAGACAAGACCAUGAAGGUUCAGUACUACGGUCUCAUACAGCAGGUGACUGGUGAGGACUGGGAGAAUGCCAAGAUCUCACUCUCCACUGCUCAGCCCAGUGUCGGUGGGUCAGCACCUCCUCUCAACACCAAGAUCAUCAGGUUCAAGAGACCAAAUCCUAGACGCUACUAUGCCCCGUGUAAAAACAUUGCAAAGCGCUCCUCAUUUGAAAUUGAAGCCGAAGCUUCAUUUAUGGGAGCAGCAUUUUCUGAAUCAUAUGACCCUACAAUUGAAGAUUCCUAUGGUGGUGAAAGUCUACACAAUGCUACACUCUCACUGGAGGAUGACCUUGCUGCCCCUGGUGGUGGUGGUGGUCAAGAGACGUUUAGGGGUCUAGGAAAAGGCUCUAUUUCACCUCCUCCACCCCCACCGGCAUUGGAAGUUGCUACAGCUAAGGUGACUGCUGGAUUGUUCAACACCACAUACGCCAUUCCCAGAGCCACAACCAUCCCAGCUGACAACACUGAGCACAAGGUGACGAUAGCUCUGGUUGACCUGGUCCCUGAGCUGACGUACAGCUCUGUCCCUCGACUCUUCCCUCACUCCUUCCUGCAAGCCAAGGCCACUAACUCCUCACCCUACACCAUCCUGGCUGGACCAGCCAACGUCUUCCUGGACAACAACUUCAUCGCUAAGUCAACGAUGAGUGAUGUGUCUCCAGGGGAGGAGUUCGUGAGCUCCCUGGGAGCAGACCAGUCGAUCCGCAUCACUGUGAGACCAGUGGCCACAGUACACAACACUCGCACUGCUAAGCUGGGAGGGGCAAAGACAAACACCAUCACCUACACUCACACUUCCCUGGUCAAGAACACCAGAAGUGAUUAUGUUAACAUCAAGGUCUCAGAACAAGUGCCUCUCAGCACUGAUGACAGAAUCAAGGUGAGUGUGGUUGACCCUGCUGUGAGGAAGGUGGGUGACAAGUUUACUCUCCCGUUUGGUCACGUUCAACUCAACAAGUCUCACAAUAUGGAAUGGCAUGCAGCCCUGGGGGCCGGCUCAGAGUGUGAGCUCAAGCUGAUCUACACUGUAGAGCACCCGGCACAAGAUGGAAUCUGGGGUAUACUGUAGAGCACCCAACGCAAGAUGGAGUCGAAGUAACAUACUUUAGUUUGUUGGCUUAUAAUCUGGUAGAUCGUAUUUUACUUUUUUAUCUUGAACCACAUCAUUUUUACCUGUUUUUUUACUAUGGAAGUCAGUAUAUACGUGUUGAUAGAUCUAGUUACAUGUAUUAUAUACUGUAUAAUUAAUUAUUA